GGGAACAUGCCAACAUUUAGGGAGGGGGAGAGGACGGAAGGAGGCAGUAGGGUACCAGGGACAUUUUUAGCUUUCAUUCCUUUAUUUUCCGUUUGUCAGUACCUGUCUUACACCUGAAGCAUGGGAGCUUCUGCCUAGGCCACCUGUGAUACCUGCCAGCCGCCCAGGCCAGCCCCAGCCAUGGCACAGAGGCUACAAAGUCGUCGCCUGCAGCACUUCCUCAACCGCUGGCCCGGCAGGAGGACCUUCGGCAUGUAUCGCUUCCUGCCGGCAUUCUUCCUCCUCGGCGCCGCCCUUGAGUUCUCCAUGAUCAACUGGCACUACGGACAGACCAAUUUUUAUCGCACCUUCAAGAGGAGACAAGCCUCGGAGAUCGCACUGAAGCAGCUGCAGCAAGAGGAGGCAUUCUGAAGGGAAGGGAGGAGUGAGGAUGCAGGAGGUGGAGGGAGGAGAACAGUGGAGAAGUUCAAGUGGAGGAGAGUGGAGUAUGAAGGCAGAGGAAGUGGAAGGAAGAGGAGGGAGAGAUGGGGAAGAGAAAAGAAGGUAAGAGGGAGAGAGAGGAGGACAGUAGUAGGAGGGUAAAGGAGGAGGAGGAGGAGGAGACUUUGAUGGAAACUUUAAAAAUGAUGUACAAAAUAAGUAAGAGACAGAAGAGCCUCUGAUUUCAUGCCAUGCAAUGAAAUGUAUAAAUAUGAUGUUACACGUUGAAUUUAAA
Molecule: messenger RNA, 715 nt
Organism: Eriocheir sinensis (Chinese mitten crab)
Lineage: Eukaryota; Metazoa; Arthropoda; Malacostraca; Decapoda; Varunidae
Gene: sloth1
Product: small integral membrane protein 4-like
Exons: 3
Coding region: 181-411 (76 amino acids)
Source: RefSeq, a predicted model, not a curated record